Molecule: messenger RNA, 897 nt
Organism: Helianthus annuus (common sunflower)
Lineage: Eukaryota; Viridiplantae; Streptophyta; Magnoliopsida; Asterales; Asteraceae
Exons: 1
Coding region: 1-897 (298 amino acids)
Source: RefSeq, a predicted model, not a curated record
AUGCCAUUGGAUAAGAGCUGGACUAAAAUCACUAAUAAGGUAGAUCCAGUGUUCAUUAAUGGAGCGAUAGCUUUUGCAGAAAGGGGUAAAACAUAUGUUGACAGUGAAGGUAGGAUACAUUGCCCGUGUAAAAAGGGUGUGAAUGCAAGAAGACAUGUUCCCACAGUCGUUGCUGAUCAUAUCAUCUAUAAUGGUUUUGAACCAUCAUACAAUGUAUGGAUUCAUCAUGGUGAACAUCUUCCAGGUUAUGAAACAGAUGAUACAGAUAGUGACUAUGAAGAAAGUGAAAACGAAUCAAAUGACGGUGUCAAUGAGUUACUUGAUGAUGUUUUUCCUACGGGCGACGAAACUGAAGCAGAAAACUUCAUUGACGGUGUCAAUCUACGUAAUAACCCAAAGGUGGAGAAGUUAUUUGUCGAUAUGGAGAAGCCUUUAUACCCCGGGUGUGAUGAGUUUUCUGUACUAGGCUUUUUACUAGAGUUGAUGAACGUGAAGGUAACAUGCAAAAUGACAAAUGUGUCAAUGGAUAUGAUUCUGAAUUUAUUUAGUCGGGCCUUCAAGGAUGCAAACUUGCCGAAAAACCAUUAUGAGGCGAAAAAGUAUUUACAUACACUUGGACUAGGAUACGAAUCUAUUCAUGCUUGUAAACAUGAUUGUGCAUUAUUUUGGAAAGAAAAUGCAGAAUUACAAAAUUGCCCCGUGUGUGGCACUAGUCGUUAUAAGGAAAAUAGUAAAGGGAAGAAAAAACCGGUAAAAAUUUUGCGUUACUUUCCCAUCACAAGUAGACUUAAGCGCUUAUAUGCCUCAAGACACAUUGCUAAGGAAAUGUUGUGGCACGAUAAAUACAGAACCAAAGAGGAGGGGGUUCUUAGACAUCCAGCAGAUGGAAAGGCAUAG